GCGGCAGGCCUUCGAUCGACGGGCGGCGCGCCGCCCCGCCUCUCUGCACGCCGAUGUCUGCGGGGCUGCUGCCGCUGCGGGGCGCGGCGCGACCGGGCGCCGCGCGGGCGCCCGCCUACGGCGAGAGCGUCUGGGCCGCCGCCGCGGGCCUGGGGGGCGGCGCGGCGGGGGCGCGGCGCGGCGCCUUCUACGAGGCCCAGGAGGUGCAGCUCCUCGAGGGGCCUGCGGGGGAGCUCCUGCUGGCCAGCGGCGAGCCCCCGGCGGGGCACGGCGCCGCCGGCGGCGCCGCCCCGGGCUGGAGCCGCCCGCUGCCGCUGGGGCGCGCCGCGCCGUCGCUGCCCGGGAGCGAGGCGCGCUGGGGGGCGUCCGUGGCCUGCCCGGUGGCGGAGCUGCAGCGGAGGGGCCUCGACCUCCCGCGGCGCUUCGCGUGCCCCAGGCUGUCUGCGGUGGCCCUCGCGCGCGACGCGGCCGGGCGGGUGCUGCUGACCCGCCGCCCUGGGAGCAUGCGCGCCUUCCCCAGGUGCUGGGUGUUCCCCGGCGGCGCCGCGGACGAGGGCGAGAGCCUGGCCCAGGCGGCCUCCCGCGAGCUGCUGGAAGAGACUGGCCUGGCCGUGCCGCCAGAGGGCUGCAUCAGCGCUGGCCGCGUUUGGGGCCACUCGCUGGUGGUGUUCUUCUUUGCCGACGUCGGCUCCGCCACGGGCGCGCCCCCGGGGCUGCAGCCGGCCGAGUGCGACGCGUGCGCGUGGGUGCCGGUGGGAGAGCUGAUGGCCCUGCACGCGGGCAGGGAGGCGGAGCCCGCGCGUGCGGCCGUGGCGGCGUGGCGGCUCGCCGGGGUGGUGGCCGGCGGCGGCCCCGGCGCCACCGCGGAGGUGGAGCCCGCGGAGGUGUCUUGGGACCAGCUGCGGGGCAUCUAUCCGAACGCGGUGGGCGAGGGCAUCGGGCAGGGCCACCUCUUCGCGCUGGACGUGGCCUUCGGCCCCGAGGGGCACAGGCUGUGA
Molecule: messenger RNA, 998 nt
Organism: Prorocentrum cordatum
Lineage: Eukaryota; Dinophyceae; Prorocentrales; Prorocentraceae
Source: the annotation of a GenBank genome assembly